AUGACGACCACCGGCGAUUCUUUUCCUACCGAAAAGCGCGACAAGGGCGUCGCUUCUGCACAUGAUGAAGGGGAUAGUGAUGACGAUGUAUUCCACGAUGCGCGUUUCCCCGCGGAGGAAGAAGCUCAACUCCUGAAGGAGUCUAAUGGAAUUAAAACAGAAGCGAACCAAUUGUUUAGCUCUGGCUGCUAUGACCAAGCGAUCUCCUGCUACGAUCGGGCUCUCGCCUCCUGCCCCAACUACCUGGAUUAUGACGUUGCCGUGCUCCGGUGUAACAUGUCCGCGUGCUACCUGAAAAUGGAAGACUGGAAAUCCGCAGUUGACACUGCAACCAUAUCCCUCGAUCGCCUUGAAAAGAUCAUUCCUUCCGAACCGUCGACCACAGACCAAAGCGAUUCAAAAGAUUCCCAACCCACACCCACCGUUACACAGGACAGUGAUGCAGUGAUUGAGAUAUCCGGGGAAGAUGCCGAUGCAGAGGAAAAAGAGCUGGAACGCUUGAAGCAAUUGGAUGAGACCCGCACCAAUGUCCUGCGGAUUCGGGCUAAAGCUCUCAUGCGGCGCGCCAAAGCCAAAUCACAAACCGGCGGCUGGGCCAGCUUACAGGGUGCUGCAGAAGACUAUCAAGUCUUGGAUGGAAUGAACAACCUCCCACCUGAGGACAGGCGGAUUGUGCAACGGGCACUUCGUGACCUUCCAAGCCGCAUCAACGAGGCCAAGGAGAAAGAGAUGGGUGAGAUGAUGUCAAAAAUGAAGGACCUCGGGAAUGGCUUCUUGAAACCAUUUGGUCUAUCUACGGAUAAUUUCAAGUUCGUUCAGGACCCGAAGACAGGCGGAUACUCUAUGAAUUUCGAGUCUUGA
This is a messenger RNA of Penicillium pulvis, 861 nucleotides long. Its product is annotated as tetratricopeptide repeat protein 1 (TTC1). Gene Ontology annotation, molecular function: protein binding. Bases 1 to 861 code for a protein of 286 amino acids. The transcript has 3 exons. Lineage: Eukaryota; Fungi; Ascomycota; Eurotiomycetes; Eurotiales; Aspergillaceae. The record is from RefSeq and is a predicted model, not a curated record.